CACAGGGUCUUGUUGGCAGUGGGCGGAGUCUACGACCUGCCUGUGUGCCUGUCGGAGAAGAAUGUAAACAGCUAGAAUGAUUGUCCAGAAGCUAGCGUCAGCGUAGGAAACAGACCUGCAGACCCCAUUUGGUCUGGCAGGAUAUCUGCAGGCUGCAUAUCUUGGAAAGUUUUGCCAGACAUGGCGGAAUCCAGCUCACAGCCUACAGCGACGGCAGACGUCCUGAUUGAUGGCAGUCUGGACGGGUCGCCUCUUGGCGUCUCCAAAGGACUGAUUGUAAACACGACAAAGGAGGGAGCCGGCGCCUUAAGAAACGAGGCGUCAGCGGCAGGGCUGCCUUUUGGUGACAGGCCUUUUGCCGCUAGAGUCACAGACGAAGAGGAGGAGGCCACGCCCACACCGCCAGAGUCAUCGCCGAGUCUGUCGUCGGAAAACGAGACGCUGACCCUCAUAACCACCACAGAAGAAAGAACUCUAUCAGGGCUCCUUAAGCAGAGAAAGCCUGAAGGAAGAGCGGACACGGACGGACACAGAGAUGUGAACCUGGAGGAGAGCUCCUCUGUGCUGACCGAAGGCGGCUCCGACGACCAGCGGGACUCCACCGACUCCGCAUCCUUCUCCAUCCAGAGUCUGGAGUUUUCCGACGGACUCCCGGCUGCGGGGAGCUCUCUGGACAUCGAGGACGGCUUGUCUUCGUCCUGCCCCGCUCCGGGGGUGGAAAGCUUCCCGGUGUCCACGGAUGUUCCCAGCCUGAAGGAGGAUGAAGCACCGGAAGCUGCAGGGGGCGCCGUUUUAGCCGCGACCGCUUCUCCUCCUCCUCAUAGUGAUGCAGCGGCUGCUGCUGCAGAGCCCAGACCCCCCAUCCCUGCGUAUUACCUGGUGAAGUGGAUCACAUGGAAGGAGAAGAAGACCCCCAUCAUCACCCAGAGUGAAAACGGGCCCUGCCCCCUGCUGGCCAUCAUGAACACGCUGUUUUUACGCUGGAAGGCAAAGUUACCGGCUCAAACUGAAAUGGUCACAACUGAAGAACUGAUGGCUCACCUGGGAGACUGCGUCUUAUCUGUCACGCCAAGAGAAAAGACGAACGUGAUGGAGCUCAACUUUCAACAGAACAUGAGCGACGCCAUGGCGGUGCUGCCAAAACUCUCCACAGGCCUGGAUGUGAACGUCCGCUUCACCGGAGUCACCGACUUUGAAUACACACCGGAGUGCAUCGUGUUCGACCUGCUGGACAUCCCGCUGUACCACGGCUGGCUGGUCGACCCGCAGAGUCCAGAGAUAGUCGCUGCUGUGGGGAAACUGAGCUACAACCAGCUGGUGGAGAAAAUCAUCGACUACAAACACUCAGCAGAAAGCAGCAGAGUCAGUGAAGGUCUGGUGGCAGAGCAGUUUCUGGAGUCGACGGCCACCCAGCUGUCGUAUCACGGUCUGUGUGAGCUCAACACCACCGCCAAAGAGGGAGAGAUGUCCGUCUUCUUCAGAAACAACCACUUCAGUACCAUGAUCAAACACAAGGGGGAUCUGUACCUUCUGGUGACGGACCAGGGCUUCCUGCAGGAGGAGCGCGUGGUCUGGGAGUCUCUCCAUAAUGUGGAAGGAGACGGGAACUUCUGCGACUCCGACUUCCGGCUGUGUCACCCUCCCCAGAGGACUGCGAGCGGCGCCCAGCUGCAGCCCAGCGUGCAGGAGCAGCAGAGGCAGAUCGACCAGGAUUACCUGGUGGCAGUGUCCCUGCAGCAGCAGCAGGGGGAUGCGCCCGGACCCCUCAGUGACCUGGAGUUGGCGAGACAGUUGCAGCAGGAGGAGUACCAGCAGCAGCAGGAGCAGCAGGAGCAGCAGCAGCAGCAGCAGCAGCAGGGACCGGUUCAGACAUCACAGCAGGUCAGAGGUCAGGGGUCACAGCAAGCCAGGAGGCGAGAGAAGGACUCCGACUGCGUGGUCCUCUGAACGCCGAGGCGGCCCGAUGCCAAACCCGCAGUGCUUUCGUCUCACGGGACGCAACUUUGUGCUUCUGGUGGAACGUCUAACCAAUGUCGUCUUUGAAGGGCUUCGCGGCAAACGUCCUCACCCGCUGCUUCCAGACGGUUCUGCUCCCGGUCCAGACCUCCGGGCGGACGGGAAAUUCUUUCAAGCAGAAACCAGAAACAAAAAGAAGCUCUUGUUUUCUGAGCUGUGACCUUCUAGGGACCAAGGAGUCACUUAUUUAUUUAGAUGAUUUUCUGCUUAGGAGUUUUCUAUAAAAAGCUCUCAGGCCAGAAUCCCCGUUUCAUCCCGGAGGGUUUGCCAAAGAUCCCAGGCGGAGCGGAACGUGACGGACAAAGAUUAUUCCAAUAUUCAGCCAAACCAAGAAUCUCCUCCAUCAGGAGGAUGGAAGCGUUGCUUUUUUUUUUUUUUUGUUGAAAUAUAUGUAACUGUUCUGGAACGGGAUGCCAAUAAAGUUUUGGUGUUUAUGCA
Molecule: messenger RNA, 2454 nt
Organism: Oryzias latipes (Japanese medaka)
Lineage: Eukaryota; Metazoa; Chordata; Actinopteri; Beloniformes; Adrianichthyidae
Gene: mindy1
Product: MINDY lysine 48 deubiquitinase 1
Biological process (GO): protein K48-linked deubiquitination
Cellular component (GO): cell periphery; cytosol
Molecular function (GO): cysteine-type deubiquitinase activity; cysteine-type carboxypeptidase activity; K48-linked deubiquitinase activity
Source: RefSeq, a predicted model, not a curated record